This is a messenger RNA of Raphanus sativus (radish), 332 nucleotides long. Its product is annotated as fructose-bisphosphate aldolase 2, chloroplastic-like. Gene Ontology annotation, molecular function: fructose-bisphosphate aldolase activity. Lineage: Eukaryota; Viridiplantae; Streptophyta; Magnoliopsida; Brassicales; Brassicaceae. Gene Ontology annotation, biological process: glycolytic process; fructose 1,6-bisphosphate metabolic process. Gene Ontology annotation, cellular component: cytosol. The record is from RefSeq and is a predicted model, not a curated record. Bases 90 to 317 code for a protein of 75 amino acids. The transcript has a single exon.
GAGGUAAAAGUUAAGUUGGUUGUGUUUUUUUUCUGCAGUUCUUGUCCGGAGGACAGUCUGAAUUGGAGGCAACGUUGAACCUGAACGCGAUGAACCAGGCACCAAACCCGUGGCACGUGUCCUGCUCCUACGCACGUGCUCUGCAGAACACUUGUCUGAAAACAUGGGGAGGCAGAGCUGAGAACGUGAACUCAGCUCAGACCACUCUUUUGGCUCGAGCCAAGGCCAAUUCAUUGGCUCAGCUCGGAAAAUACACCGGAGAAGGUGAGUCUGAAGAGGCUAAUGAGGGUAUGUUCGUCAAAGGCUACUCCUACUGAAGACAACAAUGUUGA